Messenger RNA from Galdieria sulphuraria, 705 nucleotides. RefSeq lists its product as uncharacterized. NCBI's taxonomy places the organism in Eukaryota, Rhodophyta, Bangiophyceae, Galdieriales, Galdieriaceae. The record is from RefSeq and is a predicted model, not a curated record. The coding region runs from base 109 to 651 and encodes 180 amino acids. The transcript has a single exon.
UUGAUCAUUUUUUGUUGAUUCCAAAUCAUUUCUUCCCAACUCAUUCAGACUUCCGAUCGUGUUUAACUGGGCGCUGUCGAAAAAGUUAAUAGACGCUAGAGCCUUGUUAUGAGACCUAUAUUACAGGAAUACUAUGAAAGCGUAGUAAGACCUUUGCUUAUUAACAAAAUUAGACCGAAGGAUAUUGGAAAGAUUCCACGCUUAUAUCAGUGCAUUCUCAAAACGGGAGUUUUACCUCCCGGUGUACCUAUGGCAAACCAAAUGCUGGCAAUGGAGUGGAUCGGACAAAAGGAUGCACAAAUUAUCAGAAAAAUGUUAUUUUUGUCUCUCAAAGGCGAACGAAUGUACGAGUUUUUGACACAAGGUGUAGUUUUCUCAGCUUUCAAGAGAACGCCGGACAAACAGUUGGUGAUACCUGACUUGUACAGUUUUCCACAGCUGAAGUUUCACAAGAACGAGAUUGGUUCCUUGGCUCCAGUUUAUGUUGACUUAAAGAUAGAAGGUCUUUAUCCUGAAUUGCUAACGGAAAGUUUGAAGCUAGGUCCUUCCGGCCUCAAAGAAUAUGUUCCCGAGUUGUUGCGGAUUCAAAUUGCCAAGGCAAAAUAUAAGGAAGAGAAGAGAAAAGCUAGUGCAAGUUCGCCGAAAAAAUGAAAUAUAUAUAUGUAUAGAAGUUUGCAAUAACUGCACAGAGCCCUUACAUGAGAA